Messenger RNA from Pseudomassariella vexata, 582 nucleotides. RefSeq lists its product as uncharacterized. Lineage: Eukaryota; Fungi; Ascomycota; Sordariomycetes; Amphisphaeriales; Pseudomassariaceae. The transcript has 2 exons. Bases 13 to 189 code for a protein of 58 amino acids. The record is from RefSeq and is a predicted model, not a curated record.
CAUGUGUGAACCAUGGCCGCCGAUUCCCUGUCUUCGACGCUAGUGGCAAGCGCCGCUGCGAUAGAAGAGCAUGACUGGACUGCCAUGGCGCGGGAUUUCGAUAUAGUCUUUGACGGUAAGCCAUAUCUACAGAAGCCGAUGCCUAUGAAUGCCUGCGAUAUCCCUUUCCGGCAGACGGUCCGCUUGUAGCUAGGUACAGACAUAUGCCCAGGUUCAUCUCCAGUAAGAAGCGUAUAAUCAUUCGAUGAGAGUCUACUAUUUCAGCUAUGUCAUCCUGCAGCACCAGUUCUCCAAGCACGCACAGACUUUCUCGCUGUCUACCUGCGCCUUGACAUGUCUACUCCACGACAUCGCGGUCACAUCUUCCAACCUGAGGGCUAACCGGAAAAAAUCACCUGCCUAGGCCAACUGAUCCAGCUCGCCACCAUCUACGAUAACAUAGGCGAGCGAUCGGAAUUAGUCAACCAGCAGACACGGGACGGGCUCGUGGCUGCGUUCCCCCGCAAAGGAUGGAACUCGUGUUUGACGGCUACGAUUAGGGAGGAGAACUGGUUGAAGCCUUGGGCGCACACUACCGCUUUG